Molecule: messenger RNA, 4352 nt
Organism: Misgurnus anguillicaudatus (oriental weatherfish)
Lineage: Eukaryota; Metazoa; Chordata; Actinopteri; Cypriniformes; Cobitidae
Gene: dolk
Product: dolichol kinase
Biological process (GO): dolichyl monophosphate biosynthetic process
Cellular component (GO): endoplasmic reticulum membrane
Molecular function (GO): dolichol kinase activity
Source: RefSeq, a predicted model, not a curated record
GCGGCCCCCACCCGACACAGUCAACGAGACGCUGAUCGCACAGAACAUCAGAAAGACCAAUCUUCUGACUUACAAUAAAGCCUUACAUGCCAGAGAAAUUGGUCUGAUUUACACGUGUGCAGGAGGACGAGAAGUGGACCAUGUUUGUAUUUGUUCCAGGGAUGUGCUGACAGAUUCUGCUGAUCUCCUGGCGUCUCUGAAUUUCGGAAACAUUUAACGUGCACACAAUCCACAGCCAUGCAGACUGAUCCCGUGCUGCUUGAAUCCGCAGUUGUCUUUGCUAUAGUGCUUUCCGUUCACGGGGCCGUGUGGAAUCAGCUGUCCUGGUGUUGCAUCGCAUUGGCCGUCCAGGCUUUCUAUGUUCAGCACAAAUGGGAUCGCCUCAUCCGGGCCGGUGCCGCCGUGUUUCAGUUUCGCCCCGCAGCCAACAGCGGAGUCCUACCGGCCAGCAUGGUGCUGCCCCUCUUGGGUAUCGCUCUGAGGGGACGUUGCGUUGCAGUGGGUAACGUCUACUUUGAACGUUUUGCCUUGGUGAUAACAGUCACGGGUAUGAUGUUGGCGCUGUUCCUGUCGCUCAUAGCACUGGGUAUCACGCGCCCCGUGCCCACAAACACCUGCGUUAUAGCUGGCAUCGCGAGCAGCGCUAUCCUGUAUACAGUGAAGCAAACGCUGACUGUCUCGGAGGUGAUUGAGGUCUUGGAGGUCUUGUUGAUCUUUGUGUAUCUGAGUUUAAUCCUGUUGUACCUCCUUCCACGCUGUUUCACGCCUGGAGAGGCCCUUCUCAUCCUAGGCGGCAUUAGUUUCAUUAUUAACCAGCUCAUUAAACGCUCUCUGGUGUCUGGAGGGAACGCAAACGCAGACCCACUUCCAUUUUUCCUCCCGGUCGCUGUGUUGGGCUUCGUGCUGUUGGGAAUCUUCUUCACCGUGCUGUUCAUGUUCAUGGAAUCAGAAACGUGGGCGGCCUCUUUGUUUUUCCACAUGAUGACCGCUGUUUUGGGGUUGGGAUUGUUGGUGCCUUGGCUUUCCAUGCUUACGCAGCAUCAUCCAGUGACCUGGUUGCUAGAAUUCAUCACCCAGAGCAACACCCGACUCUGGCUUAUUGGAUUUUGGGCGGCGUUGGUGCUUUUGGCUGCUGCUGUGGUAAUGCAUCAAAACAGUCAUCGCUCGGGCAGUAGUAAGAAACACCAGGCGUCAACCACGGUACGGAAAUAUUUCCAUCUCCUCACCGUGUUGACCUUCGCCCCUGGAUUGGCACUGGAUCGCCCCCUGCUCCAUCUGGCCGCCGUCGGAUGUCUCUCCGCAUUCUUAUUCUUGGAGUUUGUCCGAUAUUUCCGUAUUCGACCGCUUGGGUCUCCGCUAAGGCGCCUGCUCACCUUGUUCUUGGAUGAAAGAGACUCUGGACCCCUCAUUCUCACCCACAUCUACCUGCUGUUGGGCGUCGCUCUACCUAUCUGGCUCUUACCUGGGCCUUGCAUCCCCAAAGGAGGAUUAGGGGGAGCCGGUGGUCUGGUACCCUAUGCAGGGGUGUUGGCCGUGGGGGUCGGGGACACCGUCGCGUCCGUCUUUGGUAGCACAGUCGGUGAGAUCCGCUGGCCUGGCACCAAGAAGACUUUUGAGGGCACCGCGAGCUCAGUGUUUGCUCAGAUCAUUGCUGUGGUCAUCUUCCUCAUUGCUGACAGUAGCAUAAACCUGAACGCCAGUUAUUCAUGGGUAGUGGGAUCCAUCACCAUGGUUGCCAUGUUGGAAGCAUACACAUCACAGAUCGACAACCUACUCCUUCCUCUGUACCUCUACAUCCUUCUGCUGUUAUGAAGUCUGAGCCACACUAAAGUAUUUAAACACUCACAUGCCAAUGCACAGAUAUUAAAAGCAUUACAUUUAAUUACACGAUAUGAUGCAGUAUAGCCCUGGUCAAAAAACCUAGUACUGUCCUAACAGGGAAUUAUUUAAGUAUUGACAGCAAAAUGCAAUAAAACAGAUGUUCAUUGAGUGUGGUUUUGACCCAAGUAAACAGAAAUGCUCUGAAAUGUAUUUGUAAACACUAUCAUUUUUGACGUAUUGAACCACUGUCCAAAUACAAAAUGGCACAACAGUUCAAAAGUUUGUACAUCCCGGUGUUUGAAAACAUGCAUCAUUUUUGACACACUGCAACUUUAAGGAUUUUUCAUUUUUAUUCUGUAUUUUGGGUUUACAUGUGAAUUGAAUUAUAUUGGUUGUCUAUUAAAAUGAACUUGUUUGUGACUGUUUGUUUGUCUAGUGAACUCUGAUAUCUUGAGACGCUGUAAAAUUGAAUUUACUUAAAUCAUCCGGCUGUCACUUAUAACCAGUGUUGGGGGUAACGCAUUACAAGUAACUUGAGUUACGUAAUAAUAUUACUUUUCUGAAGUAACGAGUAAAGUAACACAUUACUUUUUAAAUGUACACAUUAAUAUUUGAGUUACUUUUUCAAAAAAAGUAACUCAAGUUACUUUUUUAUAUUAAUUAAUUUGAUUAAAAAAUAUGUACUGAAUUAAACUGAAACUGUGAUGGCAGGCCAGAGCUAAACAUUUUUGUGAUGAAAUAUGCAAUUUCUGAAGGCAGAACUUUUCAGUCAUAAAAACACCUGCAAGGCCUGAAAGAGAUCAAGCUUUAGCCAAGAAAAAGUAACGCAAAAGUAACUAAAAGUAACGUAAGCAUUACUUUCCAUGAAAAGUAACUAAGUAAUGCAAUUAGUUACUUUUUUGGGAGUAACUUAAUAUUGUAAUGCAUUACUUUUAAAAGUAACUUUCCCCAACACUGCUUAUAACAGGGAUUGAGUUGCAUAUUAAAAAUCAAACACACCCCUUUAUAGCCCUUUAAGAAGGUUUGCAUUUGCUGAUGAACACUUAGUCAGAUUUCGUAGAUGCCAAUAAAGGCACAGUUUCGUAUUUAGACACUUUAAUCGGAUGAAUCUUACAAGGGCUCGUUCAGGUCCCAUUUCACUCCAACACCAAUAGUAAAAUUUAUAUUUGCUUUAAGAUGAAUGCUUUAAUUAUGAUAUUAUUUUUAAGACGGUUAAGACAUUUCCAACCCAAAUCACAGAUUACUGUAUUUUAUUUUUGACUGUGUAGUUUUUAUUAUUUUUUAGAAGUAAUUCAUAUGAGAUGUUUGUUAUUAUUAUGUUAUAUUACAAUCAUUUCCCUGUAUUAUUUCUGAAUAUAUAUGUUUUUAAAAUAUUACUUCAUAAAUCUGAAUCAUUAUAGCAGUUUAACCAAUGAACUACACUUUAAAAAAAAGAUUUUAAAAAUAAACAUAUUUUUUUCUUAAUUUUAGUUUGUGCAUGCAUUUUGUGUUUGCACUACAAUAUAAUGGUAAAAUAAUGUAACAAUACAAAACAUUUAAAAGGUAUAAUUUCUUAAAAAAAUAACACUUUUUUUAUUUUGAAGUGAUAUAUGACCUGAACAUGUGCUUGUCAGAUAUUUUAUACAUUUACCCGUUUUUAAUUUCUCCUUUCAGUCGAACAACAUAUGCAUCACUGAAGCCAUUGAAGAACAUAAACCCUAGAAUAAAAUAUUUUGAUGAUUUGUAUAUAGGAUAUCUGUCUUUAUAGUGCACUAUGAAGAACUGGUAGCAUAGCCUUAAAGUGUUUGUGUUUGAAUAAAAUGCUAUCAGUGGUUUGUCUGCAUGAAUGUGUAAGAGCUCCUCCUGAACACUAGGGGCAGUACACAUCAGUCCAUCCUGUAAAGCAGCAUGUAUGCUAAUCAGGUGCUGUAUUACCUCUUCAGUCUGUAUUCUGUGCAUCGGUUCAAACAUUUGUACAAAUAAAUGAUGUAUUUUUAAUUUUAUUUAUGAUAUUUGAGGCCUUGUCCGCAGGAUUAUCUUGCUAUUGAUGUUUUGGUAGACGGUUCAUAUGAAGAAUAAAUACCCUGUUCAGUUUGCAGUGCAUUGUGGGACAUCAAAACUGACACUUGACAUCUAACGACAUUUGCAUGACGCUCUUGUAAUUGUUUUAAUGUUAUGUUUUUGGAUUUAACUACCUGAUUAUGAUCGUGUGCGAUCUUUCAUAGUCCAUAUUUUGACAUUAAAUAUGAAAAAUCAUUUUAAUGGUUUGUAACAUUUCCAAUGUUUUGUGUUUGUAUACAUGGUGUUGGAAUUUUAUCAGUUUAAAUCAUCUGCUGGAAGGAAAAGGUAUUUAAAAAUGACUGUAAAUAUGAUAUUUCUGUAUUUUCUGACAGUAAUUGUUUGAGAUGAACCACAGUUUGAUUGACAGUGUCUGUUUUGGAAAUUCAGAUCAUGAUUCUUUUUAUCAAACAUACAUGAUUUUCUAUAUUGUAUUGAUUAUGUCGGGUACACCGUGAAUGCUGCAGUUAAUAAUAAAAUAAACUGAAUUUCUA